AUGAUAGGGAUAAACUGGGAGCUCAAAUUCGGUGCUGCGGUAUCAGAUCAUAAUUUUGUUGGCGUAUGCAAAGAGCUGAAUGAACAAUUGGUUACACUUCAUGAAAAAAUUCAUGAUCUCAAGCGAAACUACGAACAUCGCGAUAAAAUGUCGCUGCCAGCGCAAAUAGAUAUGGAUUUAUCUUUGGCGUUAGCAUUAAACAGUUUGUAUUGGAUUCAGUUAAGGAUAGAAGGAGUAGAUUUAAGCGAUCACCCAAUUAAACAUGAGUUAAUCAGACUACAAAAAGCUAUGAAACGAUGGCGGCAAAUACAAGAUAGUAAAAAAAGACCCACCAUGGAUAUUGCAGCGGCGAAAAGAUUUAUUGCGAGUGGACUAAAUGAAUCAUCUGUAUUACAACCAGCUAACAAAAAGAAAAAAUUAGAUUAG
Messenger RNA from Leptosia nina, 426 nucleotides. The record is from the annotation of a GenBank genome assembly. Lineage: Eukaryota; Metazoa; Arthropoda; Insecta; Lepidoptera; Pieridae.